AGCGAAUCUCACAAAUCGUCACACGGGCACGACGGGGUCAGUGACCGCGCACGCAGCCUGUUUAUCUGUAUGAGAGGUCCUCGGGAGCGCGCACCCCCGGCCGAGGAAGGUGAGCGAGUGUCUGGAGGGGAGGACUCGGGAACGCGACCGACCAGUCGAGGGAUCGAUCGGAUUAAACUCGAUUUGAGUGAAAUUAACACAAAGGACAGAAGCGCAACGCGCACUCGUCGGCGAGGUCGCAGAUGCGAGACCCACCGGAGAUACAUUUCACGAUAAACAUUCAAAUGCAACUUUUUUUUUCCCAGUCUGUCUUUUGAAAACCAGAAAGGACCACGGUGAUUUUUCCCCUUUGCGGAAACGGAGAUACUAACGAGGAGUUCAUUUGAUUAAAAAAAAAAAGAAAAGAAGAAGCCUGAAGUGACCAAGCUUGUUGGGGAACCUUUAAAGAGGACCAUGGAAUAGCAAGAUAGCAGUUGGCUGCAAAGGGCUUUCCUGCACAAACACGUCCCUUCUGUGGGGGCCCACCCCAGCAUGGCGGACCCAGGGAUGUUGAGUUUAUUUGGGGAUGAUGCAGGGCUGUUCUCCGAUGGAUUGGAUGGUUUAGGAGACUGCUUUCCUCAGCAGCCAACCCCAGGCCAAUCCAGCACUCUACCCCGACAGACUAAUCCCCCGCUCAACCACGAACACCAGGGAAACAGGGCUUACCACCAGGGGAUGCUCCUCGGUACUGGACCAGCACAGCCUAAAUUGGGCCAAAUGUACGACCACAGCUCCUACGCAAGCUAUGAACAGGCCGGCGCUCCCGCAGGAAGAAUGAUGUCUCAGAAUGGUCCGAGCCAGGGGCCACCAAAUGUCAACGCAACUAUGAAUGGCAUGGCUUCCCACUACCACAACAACCCCGCAAAUUCAAGUAAUACCCAUCAUGGUUACCCAGGUGAUUCUGGGGGUGGCGCUGGUGUUUGGGGACAACAGCAUCAAAGCAGAUCACCAUAUCAACAGCCAGCAGCGCAAGCAGGGAGUGGCCCCAACCAGAUUGGGGCGUUCCAAAUGUCUCAAAGCAGCUACGGCGGCAUGCAGGGCCAACCCACAUCCAACGCAUCUCGUAUAAACCAACAUUACCCACCACAGAGCAUGGCUCACCAACCAACUCAAGACCCGUCUCACUACAUGGGACAUGUUGGAAUGGUGGGGGGUCAAAUAAGACACCCACAGCCCCAAAGCCAAGGUUACCCCAAUAUGAGCCACACACCAAGAUUCCCACAUUCUCCCUCACGACAGCCUGCGCAUCCUCAUCAACAUCAGCAAGGUAUGGCUGGGUUUGGGGGUGGGCAAUACCCUAGUUAUCAGGCCCAGUAUGGUGCCAUGGGUUCUGGAGUUGGCCAGGGUGCGAAUGCCGCUGUCAGCAGCAACGCCAGCCCUGCUCUGGGACCCGGGCAGCUCGGCCAAAGGUUUAACCAGGGAUCAGGCGCAGCUUCUGGGCAACCCGGACAGCGAUACCCUCCCGGGCCAUCCCACCAGACACAUUCUGUCCCACUGCAGCCACAGCCGGCAGGGCAACAGGGCCAGCCUAUGCACCGCCUUAGCCACUCCCAGCCCCCCAAUCAACCCCAGUCCCAUCUUGCACCCCCAGCUCAGGGAUCCUACCCCUCUCCCUCAUCAAUGUCCCCCAUGCGGGUUUUGGGAACCCCCACCCCACCUCCCCAACAGGUCAGGCCCCCGAGUGCAGGACUCGUUGUUCCCACAGAGGUGACGGGGUACACAGCCCUGCAGUCUCCACCAAAUUCUAUCGCACAUCCUCAGAGACCUCCCCAAACGUCACUGUCUGCUGCACACCAACACCAGCCACCCCACAGUAUAGCCUCCAAUGCAGGGCAGAUGUAUUCUGGCAUGGGACCGCAGCGUUGUCCUCAAAUUGUCCCAAAUCGCCCUCCGCUCCAGACACAACAAGGGCAUCAUGAGGCACCAGUCGGCCAAGGGGGAGAUCAGCAUCUCCUCCAUUCCCAGCAACAAGCCUCUAGAAGUGGCCAGCCCAUGCAGCCUUCUCCUGGCGGUUUCCAAGGUCCAUCUGUCAGUCAGCACGGAGCCCUGCCCCUGAACCACGGUUUAUUGCCGCCCACCCAAAACGUUCAGACGCAGCACACUCACCUGUCCCCCUACCCUGUGCAGAGCACACCCCCUCCCCCCAGCCAGUCUUCCCACCAUUGGACACCGCAACCUUCUGCCUCCCAUCCACUUUCCUCACCCCCUACCACCCCUCAGAAAGUGCCUAAUAUACAGCAUUCCUCGUUGGACCCAUCUGCCGAUGCCUCCGUGAUAGUUUCCGAUCGACCGACUGGCAGCACUGGCGACACCAGACAGCCUGUCAGCACGGAACGGCCCAAUGACCAAGAGACCAAGCCAAAAAAGAAGAAGAAAAAGAAAACUAAAGUAGAAGAUGGAGAAGAGGAAAGAAAAAAGAGCAUGACAAAAGUAGAGGAAGACAUCAAGUCCGGACUUCCUUCAACAGGGUGUGAGCAGGGUGCCGGCCCAGGAAUUGGAGAUGGAACUUCGCCAGCUGUUGAGAAGAAAAAACGGAAAAAGAAACCAAAGGAUAAGGCUGAGGGCACUGAGGCCAAAGAGCCCAAGACCCCCAAAAUGCCUAAAACACCCAAGACCCCCAAGACUCCCAAAGAACCCAAGGAGAAGAAAGUCAAGAACUCCACACCCAAGGCCAAGAUGCCCAAAAAGUCCAGCAGUAAGAAGGCGGAUUCCGAAGAUGGCGCCAUUGCUGCCAAGAAGGAUUCCAAGAGGAAGCGACAGUCAUCAGUCAGCGAAGACGUGGAGGUGAAGUCUCCGCCUGCCUCGCCUACAGAGGAGGAGGAUGAGGAUGGUGUGCAGAAGCGGCGCUCCAGCCGACAAGUGAAGAGGAAGCGUUAUACAGAGGACCUGGAGUUCCGAAUUUCGGAAGAUGACGACAGCGGAGACGAUUCACCCACACCAAAGUCCCCAUCGUCAUCAACACAGCUGCAGGAUGUAGUUGAAGCUGAUGGGCCAGUUGUGGAGAAGAUCAUGGGUGUGCGUACCACCAAGAAACAGCUGGAGUCACUGGAGGAAGUGGAGGUUGAGGAGUUCUACGUCAAGUUCAAGGGCUUUUCUUACCUCCAUUGUCGUUGGGCAGAGUUAGAGGAACUGGAGAAAGACAAGAGAAUACAGCAGAAGGUCAAAAGGUUCAAGGCCAAACAACUACUCAACACUUUUAUCACAGAGAUGGAUGAUGAGCCUUUCAACCCUGACUAUGUGGAGGUGGAUCGCGUCCUGGACAUUUCAGAGAGCACAGACGAAAACGGAGAGCAGGUGACCUUAUAUUUGGUGAAAUGGUGUAGUCUACCCUAUGAAGACUCCACCUGGGAACUAAAGGCAGAUAUUGACCAGUCAAAGAUAGAGGAAUAUGAACGCAUUGCUGCACGCACUCCCAACACUAACAAAGUGGAUCGGCCUUUGGCUGCUGAAUGGAAAAAAUUGGAAGGGUCAAGGGAAUACAGGAACAGCAACGCACUCAGGGAAUACCAACUAGAAGGUCUCAACUGGCUAACCUUCAACUGGUACAACUCGCGUAACUGUAUACUGGCUGACGAGAUGGGUCUUGGAAAAACGAUCCAGUCCAUAACAUUCCUCUACGAAAUUUACAUGAAGGGCAUUCAGGGGCCAUUCUUGGUUAUUGCCCCGCUUUCUACAAUUCCCAACUGGGAGAGAGAGUUCAGGACAUGGACUGAGCUUAAUGCUGUUGUCUACCAUGGCAGCCAGGCUAGCCGCAGAACCAUCCAGGCCUAUGAGAUGUACUUCAGAGAUUCACAGGGUAAAAUAAUAAAGGGGGCGUAUCGGUUUGACGCUGUUAUAACCACCUUUGAGAUGAUUCUGGCCGACUGUCCAGAGCUUCGUGGCAUCCCGUGGCGCUGUGUGGUCAUAGAUGAAGCCCACCGCCUGAAAAACCGAAACUGCAAACUACUGGAAGGACUAAAGAUGAUGGACAUGGAACACAAAGUUUUGUUGACAGGGACUCCGCUUCAAAACACAGUGGAGGAGCUUUUUAGCUUACUCAACUUUCUGGAACCAGAACGUUUCCCGUCCGAACAAACAUUCAUGACUGAAUUUGGAGACCUAAAGACUGAAGAGCAGGUUCAGAAUCUACAGGGCAUUCUGAAACCCAUGAUGUUGAGAAGACUAAAGGAGGACGUUGAAAAGAACCUGGCCCCUAAGGAGGAGACCAUCAUUGAGGUGGAGCUCACCAACAUCCAGAAGAAAUACUAUCGAGCAAUUCUGGAGAAGAACUUCUCCUUCUUGUCAAAAGGAGGUGCAGGAGGAGGGGGAGGAGCAGGUGGCGGAGGAGGAGGAGGCGGAGGUGUCCCCAACCUCCUCAACACCAUGAUGGAGCUAAGGAAAUGCUGUAACCAUCCCUAUCUCAUUAACGGAGCGGAGGAGAAGAUCAUUGAGGAGUUUAGGGACUCCCACAGUGGAACAGACAUGUCUGAUAUGCCCCUUCAAGCGAUGGUCCAUGCUGCUGGCAAGCUGGUGCUCAUUGACAAACUUCUGCCUAAACUGAAGGCCGGUGGUCACAGAGUCCUGGUUUUCAGUCAGAUGGUCCGGUGCCUGGACAUUUUGGAGGAUUAUCUCAUCCAGAAACGUUACCCCUAUGAGCGCAUUGACGGCAGAGUUCGCGGUAAUCUGCGGCAGGCGGCCAUAGACCGCUUCUCCAGACCGGAUUCUGACCGUUUUGUCUUCCUGCUGUGUACGAGAGCCGGCGGACUUGGCAUUAACCUGACUGCAGCGGAUACUUGCAUAAUCUUUGAUUCUGACUGGAACCCUCAGAAUGACCUGCAGGCCCAGGCAAGAUGUCAUCGUAUCGGCCAGUCCAAAGCUGUAAAAAUCUAUCGGCUAAUCACCAGAAACAGUUACGAGAGGGAGAUGUUUGAUAAGGCCAGUCUGAAGCUGGGUCUCGACAAGGCUGUCCUCCAGAGCAUGAGUGGGCGUGAGAAUGCCAACAGCGGGGUUCAGCAAUUGUCCAAGAAAGAAAUCGAAGACCUGCUGAGAAAGGGAGCGUAUGGUGCUCUCAUGGAUGAGGAGGAUGAAGGCUCCAAAUUCUGUGAGGAAGACAUUGACCAGAUUCUUCAGAGGCGGACCCACACCAUAACCAUAGAGUCGGAGGGCAAAGGCUCCACUUUCGCCAAGGCCAGUUUUGUUGCGCCCGGUAACAGAACCGACAUUUCUCUGGAAGAUCCCGACUUUUGGCAGAAAUGGGCCAAGAAGGCGGAACUGGACCUGGAUGCCAUCAAUGGAAGGAACACGCUGGUGAUUGACACGCCAAGAGUAAGAAAGCAAACGCGUCACUAUAGCAGCGUGAAAGAGGACGAGAUGAUGGAGUUCUCAGAGCUGGAGAGUGAAGAUGAUGAACCCAGCAGACCCUUAUCCAAACCACGACGACCGCAAGACAAAGUCCAGGGCUACCCUCGAUCGGAGUGCUUCAGAGUGGAGAAGAACCUGCUUGUCUACGGUUGGGGCAGAUGGAGUGACAUCCUGGCUCACGGCCGCUUCAAGCGCCCCCUGAAGGAGGCUGAUGUGGAGACAAUCUGCCGAGCGCUUCUCGCAUACUGUCUGUUGCAUUACCGUGGCGAUGAGAACAUCAAAAGCUUUAUAUGGGAUCUGAUCACCCCAAGUGAAGAUGGAACGACCAAGACAUUGAGCAACCACUCCGGUCUGUCAACACCAGUGCCUCGAGGCAGAAAGGGCAAAAAAGGGAAACUCACUGCCCCGGCCCCACAGACGCCAAGAGCGGAUUGGCUGGCCAGCUGUAAUCCUGACCAUCUACUGCAAGAGGAUAGCUACAAGCGACACUUGAAGCAUCACUGUAACAAGGUGUUGCUGAGGGUGAGAAUGCUGUAUUAUCUGAGACAGGAAGUCAUCGGCGAUCAGGCAGAGCGCAUUCUGGAUGGAGCCGACGCCAGUGAGUUGGAUGUCUGGAUUCCACAGCCAUUCCAUGCGGAGGUCCCCACAGACUGGUGGGACACCGAGGCGGACAAAUCCCUGCUCAUUGGGGUCUUCAAACACGGCUAUGAAAAGUAUAACUCCAUGAGAGCCGACCCCACCCUAUGUUUUUUGGAGCGGGUGGGUAUGCCCGACGCCAAGGCGAUUGCUGCUGAGCAGAGGGGCAACGAUAUGAUGGCAGAUGGCGUUGAAGGUGAGGAUGAGGAUCCAGAAUACAAGCCACUUCGGAUGCCUUUUAAGGAUGAAAUGGAUGACUUCACCAACUCUCCUCUCGAUGACACUGGGGAAGGAGAAGCAGAGGGUAAAUCCGAUGAAAACGGUCAAAGUGUGCCUUCCACCGGCGGAGCCGCCUGCUCCAAUGAGAGGCUCUACUGGCCGGCCGCCUCAGCUCUGACGGCCCGUCUGCGCCGCCUCAUCACUGCCUACCAGCGUUCCAAUCGCAGAGAGCAGCUUCGCCAAGAGGCCCUCAACAGGCCCGAUGGGCGCCGAAGACGGCGGCGGGACUUCCUACCUACCAUUGCAAUGGUGACAGAGGCAGCGGGGGGAGGAGGAGUAGGAGGAGGAGCCUAUAUCCAAGAUCCAGCAACAGUGUUCAUGGCUGAGGGAACCUCCUACCUCACUAAAGGAAGUGCUUAUUUUGCGAAAAGUGGGCAAUAUAUAACCGAUGAGUCGCCAGUGAUGACCACAAGCGCCCUGAUGACGGAUGGAGCCGUGUACUAUAAGGAAAGGAGACAAAGAUGGACUCGUCGCGAGGAGGCUGACUUUUACCGUGUUGUGUCCACGUUUGGAGUCGUCUUUGACACGCAAUGUCAGAAAUUUGACUGGACACAAUUCAGAGCUUUUGCCCGACUGGACAAAAAGACAGACGAUAGCCUGGAGAAAUAUUACUAUUCCUUCAUCGCAAUGUGCAAACGUGUCUGUCGCAUGCAGGUCAAAACUGACACAGAACUCCCCGACCCAACGCUGAUCAUCGACCCCAUCACGGAGGAGCGUGCUUCCCGCACUCUGUAUCGCAUUGAAUUGCUGCGGCGCAUCAGAGAGCAGGUUCUCCCCCAUCCGCUGCUCUCUGAGCGGCUUAAACUCUGCCAGCCCUCCCAAGACCUCCCAGAUUGGUGGGAGUGUGGCCGCCAUGACAGGGACCUUCUCCUUGGAGCCUCGAAGCAUGGUGUCAGUCGAACAGAUUAUCACAUCCAAAACGAUCCAACCUUGGCCUUCCUGGAGGCGCACCGGCGCCUAACCACCCAGCGCGGGACUCUCCUCGGCAUGGGAGAACUCUGCAAAAGUGGCACGGGAACAGCCGAGAGCAGCCCCUCAGCUCUUCUCACGCCUGCGGAGCUCGCGAGUGUCGCCGUUUCUGCCGAAAUAGCCGCUCAUGGUGCUGAAGCGGAGGGAGAGAGAACGCAGGUGAAAACGGAGGAAGAUGAUGUUCAGACUGAGGCUAGAAUGGAGCCUGAGGAAGAGGAGGCCAGCGCUGUCACAUGUGUAAACACUUCAUCUCCUGAGAAAAUCGAGGAGGUAGAGGUUAAAGAUGAGAAAGAGGCCACAGCCUCACCGCUGCCACAUGUCGACGAAGCUCGACCGGUAGCAGAAAAGGAGACGAGCGGACCGAUAGAAGAGAACACGGAGAAUAUUUCCAAGCAGACCGAACAAGAAACUGUGGCUCGUGUUGACACUGCCGGGGACCAAAUGAUAUCGAAGGACCCAGAAGAGCUUGAAGCACAAACCAGCCGCAAUGCUGCGGAGGAGGAGGACCGAGUGCAGAGGGAGGACGGCAAGUCUCCAAAAUCUCCAAAGUCACCUGACCCAGAGAAAAGCCCCGAAGAGGAGGAAAGGAUGGAUGAAGACGACAAAUCGGAGAAAUCAUCCCAGGCUGAAGCGGGUGCCGUAUCUGAGCAGAAGAACUUUGACGAGGAGAGCAUCGCAUCUUUGAGCACAUCAGCUCGAGAUGAAACCAGAGAUGGUUUUUGCCCUGAUGACAUGGCGGAAACUUAUGCCUUACACGCCUUACAGGACAGAACGUAUGCCUUCACAGUCUGGCCGAAGGAUCGAGUGAUGAUUAAUAGGAUGGACAACAUCUGCGAGGCCGUCCUGAAGGGCAAGUGGCCCGUCAACCGACGCCACAUCUUUGACUUUCCGAGCAACCUGUUGCCAGGUCAUGGCUCCACAAUACCCGCAGCUGCAGUCGUCACAGCAACCGAGAGCCCGCUGCAGAGACGAAGUGUGGGCGAGCUGACACUGACCGGGAUCCACAGCCCUUACAGCAGGAUGGAGGAUAAAGCGCUUUCAUCACACGUUCUCGACGAUCCUCUGGGUCUAACGGUGCCUCGACAGAGGAGGAGGAGGAGGAGGAAGAUCGAGAUUGAGGCCGAGAGAGCGGCCAAGAGGCGUAACCUGAUGGAGAUGGUUGCUCAGUUGAGAGAGAACCACGCAACCCUGGAGUCCCAGAGUCAGGCUAUUGAUCUCACCAAGGAUAUCCAUCAUCAACGCAAGAGCUCUCCUUCGUUGGCUGGCUUCCCCAGUGCGCUGGUGACAAACCCAUCGCUAAAGGCCCAAAUGGAGCUGCUGCAGCAAGCCCCGCCCUCUGGCCACAGAGCCAACGGUUCGCUGGAAGCUGACUUGCCAAUGAUGAGGCGGAGGCGGGGACGCAGGAAAAACGUCGAGGGCAUGGAGCUGCUGUUUAUGGGCAACAAAAGAGCUGGAGUGGACGAUGGUGAUGGGACCAAGGUGUCCGGUAUGGAAGCGGGGCAGGAUGCUGCCCGUGCCCACAGACCCAUUGCGGUCUCAGAGCAGAGCCCCAGUGGAAGAUCUCUUGCGUCUGGUAGUAUGGAGGAGGAAGAGACGACUGUUUCCAACAAAGAGCUCGGGGAGUGGCUGAGGCAGCACCCUACCUACACCAUGGACAUUUCUGGAUUUACACCAAAGAACGAAGAGUUACUGUUGUCUCAGUUCUCAAAACCCAAGCAAAAGCGCCAUCGCUGUCGAAACCCCAACAAGAUCGACAUCAACACCCUGACGGGAGACGAGAGAGUGCCUGUAAUCAACCGGCGGAAUGGCCGCAAGAUGGGUGGUGCCAUGGCUCCCCCAAUGAAGGAACUUCCCAGAUGGCUGUUGGAAAACCCUGAAUUUUCAAUUGCACCCGAUUGGACAGAUAUUGUCAAACAGUCGGGUUUUCUCCCGGAGGCCAUGUUUGACCGGCUGCUGACGGGUCCGGUCGUUCGAGAAGAGGGUGUCCGUCGUCGGGGACGACGUCCCAAAUCUGAGAUCGCCAAAGCGGCCGCUGCUGCCCAGGCGGCGGCGGCUGCGCAGGCCGCCCAGGCCUCGCUGGCCACCGCCGCUUCGUCGGCUGGAGGCAUCAACCCACUGCUGCUGAACAGCCUCUUCGGAGGGAUGGAUCUGUCCUCCCUGCAGAGCCUUCAGUCUCUCCAGUUGGCCGCCGGCCUUAUGGCUUUCCCCACCGCCGCUGACCCCAAGCAGGCCGCUGCCAGUGCCGCCGCCGCCUCCAUGCUACCCCUCAUGCUGCCCGGCAUGGGGGGCUUGCCCAACAUGGCCGCAGCUAUCCCAAACAUGUUCGGCCUGGGCGGGCUGUUUGGUGGCAACGUGGCGGCCGCCGCCGUCGCUUCCAACCCGGCAGGGGCCGCUGCAUCGACGAACGCCAACGGCACGGCGGAUGGCGACGGCGAGGAAGGGAGCCGGAAGAGAAAGGAAGAAGAUGGGGCCGAUGGUGAUGACGGGGGAGAAAAUGAGCCUGAGGAGGAAGCUGAUGGUGAUGAAGGUGGCCAUCUUGCCAAGAAGGUGAGAAUUGACAAGGAGGACGAAGAAGGUGGAGAGAAGAUGGAAAAAUCCCAAAGCGGUCGGAGCGCAGCAGCCCAAACGCCAGCGACGGCUUCUCCGCCCGACUCCUCCAUCAACGGCGAAGCCGCCGCCCUGCUGGCCGCCGCCGGCAUGUCAGCCAAUUCUCUGGCAUUUAAUCCUUUCCUCCUGUCCACCAUGGCCCCCGGCCUUCUCUAUCCCUCCAUGUUCUUACCUCCAGGGCUCGGGGGUCUGGGCCUGCCCGGCUUCCCCACCGCCUCCACCCUGGCUGAGCUUCAGAGCGCCGCGGGAGCGCUGGGGGCCAAUGGCGCGGCGGCGAAGCCUUCAAGAGACGGCAAGGCGGAAGGGCCCAAAGUAGCGGACGAGGAGAAUGAGGACGAGGAGGCGCAAGGGGGAGAGAGUGACUUGGCUGAGGAGAGCGCAGCUGCAAAGGAGAACAGAAGCGAAGCAGAGGAAUCGCUCGUGGAGGAUGGAGGGAUGAUUGGAGAUGAGGAAGAGGACGACUAGAGUGACUGACGGACUGAAAUAAACCCAAAA
Hippocampus comes (tiger tail seahorse) is the source of this 10365-nucleotide messenger RNA. RefSeq names its product chromodomain helicase DNA binding protein 7 (gene chd7). The record is from RefSeq and is a predicted model, not a curated record. The coding region runs from base 532 to 10335 and encodes 3267 amino acids. Lineage: Eukaryota; Metazoa; Chordata; Actinopteri; Syngnathiformes; Syngnathidae. The transcript has 41 exons. Gene Ontology annotation, molecular function: protein binding; ATP binding.